CCUUUUGCUUCGAUUUCAUCCCCAUCAUACCGUACAAACAUGGAAAACAGCGUGCGCCAGAAGGGAGGCAUUGAUGUCUCGGCAGGAGACGAGCGAGACUACCGCCAUGUGGAGCUAGCGAAUGGUCUCUGCGUCCUCUUGGUGUCGGAUAGCGAGGCGGAGAAGUCGGCGGCGGCCAUGGACGUCCGCGUGGGCCAUCAAAGUGACCCGGACCACCUCCUGGGGCUUGCCCACUUCCUCGAGCACAUGCUGUUCAUGGGCACGAAGAAAUACCCUGACGAAAACUCGUACUCGCAAUAUCUGAGUGCUCACGGCGGUAGUUCCAACGCGUACACGAGCGGCACGGACACGAACUACUACUUUGACGUGCGGCCGCCGUACUUUGAAGAAGCAUUAGACCGGUUCGCGCAGUUUUUCAUCGCGCCGCUCUUCACUCCGGGGGCGACGGAGCGCGAAAUGAACGCCGUCAACUCGGAGAACAACAAGAACCUGCAGAGCGAUCCAUGGCGCCUCGAUCAAGUGGUCAAGCACACGUCGAGCCGCCGCCACCCGUUCCACAAGUUUGGCACGGGCAACCUCGUGACCCUUGGCACAGCGCCCACCGAAGAGGUCCGCGCGGAGCUCAUUGCGUUCCACGCCAGGUACUACUCGGCCCGCAUCAUGAAGCUUGUGAUUGUGGGCAAGGAAGACUUGGACACGUUGGAAGGGUGGGCGCGAUCCAAAUUCAGCGAAAUCCUGGACACAGGCGACAAGACGUUCGAGUACGAAGGCGUGCCGUUCGAGGCGCCGCAGCUCCAGCGUCGACUCAACGUCGUGCCCGUCAAGGACCACCGAUCCAUCGAAGUGUCGUGGCCGCUGCCGUCAUUACGGUCCAUGUAUUUGGAGAAGCCAGCGAGUUUGAUUUCGCAUUUGCUUGGUCAUGAAGGCCCAGGGUCGUUGCUAUCGCAUUUGAAGCGUCAGAAGUGGGCCAACGAGCUCUCGGCGGGGCUAAUGAAAGAGUACGACGACUGGAGUUUGUUCUGCGUCGAAGUCGAAGCGACGGAAGCCGGCUUGAAGCACGUGGACGAGAUCGUGGACGCGAUCUACCAGUACUUGCACCUGGUGCAGCAAGACCAGAUUGCGCCGUGGGUAUUUGACGAGACGCAAAGCAUCGCGCUCAUGAACUUCCGGUUUCGAUCAAAAGAAACGCCCAUCAACUACGCCACGUCCCUUGCCACGCGCAUGCAGCUGUACCCGGUGCAGCACAUCGUCGCAGGCAGUUCGCUCCUGUACACGUACAACCCUGUCCAAGUCGAGUCCAUCUUGUCGCAGCUGACACCACGUCGCAUGCGGCUCACGGUCGUGGCCAAGGAUUUUGAAGGGAAAACCACCGAUGUCGAGCCUUGGUACGGCACAUUGUACACCGAAUCAGCCCUACCACCCAGUCUCAUUCAACGGUGGGAGAGCCCAGCGCGAACCGAAGCGCUGUUUUGCCCGCAUCCAAACGCGUUCAUUCCGCAUAACUUUGACUUGGUCACGACCCCGACCCCUGGGAAUGUGCCAGUGCUCCUUCGCGACGACGCGGCGGCGCGGCUAUGGGUCAAGACGGACACGACGUUCCUCAAACCCAAGCUCAACAUUUGCCUCGCGCUGCACUCGCCGCUGAUUUACCAGAGUCCGACGUCGGUGGUGCUUACCGACUUGCUGGUACGCGCCAUCAAGGACCAGCUGACCGAGUACACGUAUGACGCCGAGCUAGCUGGGAUGCGGUACUCGCUGAGCUUUACCGCGACCGCGCUCGAGCUGUACGGCGGCGGGUACAGCGACAAGCUGCCUGUGCUAGUCCAGCUCAUCGUGGCCAAUAUGGUGCACUUUAACAUGACCGACGACGAAACGUUUCACCGGUUGAAGGACAAGACCAAGCGCAGCUACGACAACUUUGAACGCGACGACCCGUAUAAGCACGCGCUGUACUUUAGCUCGUGCUUGCUGGAAGACACCAAGUGGAUGGUGGCAGAGAAGGCCGCCGCGAUCGCGCACGUCACCCGCGCCGACCUCAUGGAGCACGCCGCGGCGCUGUUCCGCGAGUUGUUUGUCGAAGCAUAUUACCAUGGAAACGUGGAUGCGGCCACUGCGACCACGUUGCUAGACGACGCGCUCGCGACGAUCGGAGCGAGACCCGUGUUUCCAUCGCAGCGCGUCAAGACCCGCGCCGUCCAGUUAGCGUCGCCCGUCGAGUACGUGUAUGCGAUCCCAGAGCUCAACGUGGAAAGCGUCAACAGUGGCCUGUACACGUGCUUUCAACUGGGUCGCGAGUCGAUGCAUUUGCGUGCGACGAACGAAGUGUUUGCCCAGUUGCUUCGGGAACCAUGCUUCAACCAACUCCGGACGCUGGAGCAGCUGGGGUAUAUUGUCUUUAGCAGCUCCCACCGGGCGCACGGCAUCGAGUACUUUCGCAUGAUUGUGCAGUCCGACGUCGCGUCUCCUGCCUAUGUUGAGCGCAGCAUCGAGUUGUUUUUCCGGCUGGUUCGCACCGAUAUUGCCCGCUUGACCUCGGACGAAUUCCAGAAAAACAUCCAAGCGGUGGUGGAUGCACUCCUGGACAAGCCCAAGGCAGCAUCCGAAGAAUGUUCCCGCUUCUGGAGCGAAAUUUCCGCGGAAACGUACUUGUUUACUCGUCGCCAGGACCUCGCAGCCGUCGUGCGCACGCUCACGAUUCGCGAUAUUUUGACAUUUUUCGACCAGUUUAUUCUCGGCCCCAAUCGAGCCAAGUGCAGCGUCCACCUCCUCGGCCAUCAGCAUGUGGUUCCUGCUCUCAAAAGUGAACUCGGUGACGUGGACGCGGUGCUGGGGCCGCUGGCGUCGAUCGCGUUGGAUUUGAAAGAGAAUGCGACCCCUGCGAUUGUGUACAUCAAGGACAUCCGUCGAUUCAAACUGGGCAUGCCGCUGUUCCCCGAGCGACCGAGUGGACCCGUCGAACUAGCCAAGUAGAUAGCAUGCCUCCUCCCGUUGCGGCCGUGGCAUGCUAUAUGUAUAUAUAGCUAGCUAUAUACAGUAUAUUGGCUUCGUUUUUACUUGAUUCGUACUAUUAUUACCUACAUAUAUACUUUAAUCCAGGCAAUAAUUUAUUGUAGCCG
Messenger RNA from Aphanomyces astaci, 3116 nucleotides. RefSeq lists its product as hypothetical. The record is from RefSeq and is a predicted model, not a curated record. Gene Ontology annotation, cellular component: cytosol; mitochondrion. The transcript has 5 exons. Gene Ontology annotation, biological process: peptide catabolic process. The coding region runs from base 40 to 2970 and encodes 976 amino acids. Lineage: Eukaryota; Oomycota; Saprolegniomycetes; Saprolegniales; Verrucalvaceae. Gene Ontology annotation, molecular function: metalloendopeptidase activity; metal ion binding.